This is a messenger RNA of Vicugna pacos (alpaca), 935 nucleotides long. It is a transcript of the gene PSCA, whose product is annotated as prostate stem cell antigen. The record is from RefSeq and is a predicted model, not a curated record. Gene Ontology annotation, cellular component: plasma membrane. NCBI's taxonomy places the organism in Eukaryota, Metazoa, Chordata, Mammalia, Artiodactyla, Camelidae.
AUGAGGUUCCCCCCCAUCCUCCCCUCCCCACCCCGUGGGAAGGGGCUGGCCAGGCCCCCCCAGGCAGCCCCCCCAGGCUCUGCCCUGCAGUGCUGCUCCUGCCAGGCCCAGAUCGGCAACAAGGACUGUCAGCAGGUGCAGAACUGCAGCCAAUCUGAGACCCAGUGCCAGACCGAGCGCACCCGUGACAUCGUGGGCCUCGUGACCGUCAUUAGCAAGGGCUGCAGCGUGCACUGCGUGGAGGACUCAGAGGCCUACUACGUGGGCAAGAAAAAUGUCACAUGCUGCUCCGCCGACCUGCGCAAUGCUAGUGGCCACGCCCCGUGGCCAGCAGCCGUCACUCUGACGCUGCUCCCUGCUCUGAGUGGGCUGCCACUCUGGGGCCCCACAGCUGCAGCAUCUGGGAGGGCCGCAGGCCCCAUGCCUUGCAGUGGUGCCCAGAGUCCCUGGGGCACUGAUUACACACACCCAGACCCUGACUCAGGUCGGGCUAUGGCCCUCUGUCCUCUGCAGCUCUCCUUUGCUCCCUCCAGGACUCCUGCCCAGCCCCUACUGCCCAGGAGGCUGGUCUCUAGUGACAUGGAGCAGACUGCCGAUGGCCUGUCAGACCCUUGGGCUCUGGGCUGCAGCCGUUUCCACUGCCCAGUAUUCUUACCCACCCCUUAACCCUCACUUGGGCACCUCUUCCUCCAGGAAGCCUUCCUGCCUGCCCCCUCCAUGAGCUAAGCCAGGUCCUGCCUGUCGUGCCCCCUGCACCCAGCAUGGAGGAGGCUCUCACGAGGGCCCUGCUGAGAUGAAAGGUUCUAAGUAGAAAUGGAGUCCAGGGUGUGAGGUCCCGGGAACCUCAAGAGAUGAAGCUCGGAGCGGGGACCAGCUCCCCGGGUUCACGGGGGAGCAGCAACCCAGCACACACCUUAAUAAAGGCCCAUUGGCUU